AUGUCACAAAAGAAGCAGGUAGAUCCUCUGCACUCAUUUCUUGCUGGUUCGUUGGCAGGCGCGGCUGAAGCAUGUACAACCUACCCAUUUGAGUUCGCAAAGACGAGGCUGCAACUUAUUGAUAAAUCAUCUAAAGCUUCUCGGAAUCCUUUAACUCUGAUAUACAGAACGGCGAAAACGCAAGGUAUUGGUUCAAUUUAUGUUGGUUGCCCUGCUUUUAUUGUAGGCAACACCGCUAAGGCAGGUGUGAGAUUCUUGGGUUUCGAUGCCAUCAAAAACGUGCUGAGAGACCCCAAGACUGGCGAAUUAAGCGGUCCAAGAGGUGUUGUUGCUGGCUUAGGUGCUGGUUUACUUGAAAGUGUCGUAGCAGUAACCCCAUUCGAAGCUAUUAAAACGGCCCUCAUUGAUGACAAACAAUCCGCAUCUCCAAGGUAUCACAACAAUGGUCGUGGAAUACUGCGUAAUUAUAGCACCUUAGUUUAUGACCAGGGGUUUAUGGGUCUCUACCGUGGUGUUCUACCCGUUUCCAUGAGACAAGCAGCCAACCAAGCAGUUAGAUUGGGAUGCUAUAACAAGAUCAAGACUUUGAUACAGGAUUACACCAACUCACCAAAGGAUAAACCAUUGACCUCUGGACUAACAUUUGUUGUUGGUGCUUUUAGUGGUGUCGUGACGGUUUAUGCUACAAUGCCUAUUGAUACAGUCAAAACUAGAAUGCAGAGUUUAAACUCGAGCAAAUAUACAUCGACUUUCAACUGUUUCGCUAGAAUUUUCAAGGAAGAAGGAUUGAAAACCUUUUGGAGAGGUGCUACUCCAAGAUUAGGAAGAUUGGUGUUAAGUGGUGGUAUUGUGUUUACGAUAUACGAGAAAGUUCUCGUUGUUUUGGGUGCAUAA
Molecule: messenger RNA, 894 nt
Organism: Lachancea fermentati
Lineage: Eukaryota; Fungi; Ascomycota; Saccharomycetes; Saccharomycetales; Saccharomycetaceae
Source: the annotation of a GenBank genome assembly